Molecule: messenger RNA, 2118 nt
Organism: Entelurus aequoreus (snake pipefish)
Lineage: Eukaryota; Metazoa; Chordata; Actinopteri; Syngnathiformes; Syngnathidae
Gene: slc25a44a
Product: solute carrier family 25 member 44a
Exons: 5
Coding region: 389-1288 (299 amino acids)
Biological process (GO): branched-chain amino acid catabolic process; transmembrane transport
Cellular component (GO): mitochondrion
Molecular function (GO): branched-chain amino acid transmembrane transporter activity
Source: RefSeq, a predicted model, not a curated record
UCGAAUGCAUCACGGAGCGUUGAAACAAUCCGUCAGUAAAGUCGAUAAAAGUAAACCCUUUUUAAUUAAAUAGUCUUGUGAUCGACGUUUGAGUGUUUUUUACCACAAGAAAAAAAUAUUAUGUGGGAAAAAAUACAAAAAUAACAAGCAGCUACUCGAUGACCUUUCACCUUUGAUUAGCAAGCAGGCAGGCAGCAGUAAUGGACGGAAGGAGACAUGACCCACCAUCGUGCUGCACUGCAGGCCGGAUAACAGAGUGAGACGUCAAGCAGGAGAGAACCGACACACAAGGCCUCUGAACGGUUGUGAUGGUGCUCGAGGGUGGAGGACCUCAGACGUGAGGCUUUAGGGGUGCAGCAGUGCGGCCCUGGCACGGCCGGACGACACCAUGCAGCAAAAAGGAGCCAUCCGGAUUAUCGAAUGGGAGGACCUGGACAAGAGGAAGUUCUACUCCCUGGGCGUGCUCAUGACAUUGACCACGCGGGCCACCGUGUACCCUGCCAGCCUCAUCCGCACCCGGCUGCAGGUGCAGAAGGGAAAGACGCUCUACUCGGGCACGGCGGACGCCUUCUGCAAGAUUCUGCGAAACGAGGGCGUGCGGGGCCUCUACCGCGGCUUCAUGGUCAACACCUUCACGCUGCUCUCGGGCCAGGCGUACAUCACCACCUACGAGCUGGCGCGCAAGUACGUGUCCCAGUACUCGACCAGCAACACGCUCAAGUCGGUGGUGGCGGGCGGGGCGGCGUCCCUGGUGGCGCAGACCAUCACGGUGCCCAUAGACGUGGUGUCGCAGCACCUGAUGAUGCAAGGGCAGAGCGAGCACAUGACUCGCUUCAGGGCCAAACCCAAAAUGAUGCUGACCACCACAAAACGCAGACUCACUUUUGGGCAGACCAGGGAGAUUUCGGUACAAAUCUUUGCGGCGGAUGGCUUGAGGGGCUUCUACAGGGGCUACGUGGCGUCGCUGCUCACCUACAUCCCAAACAGUGCCCUCUGGUGGCCUUUUUAUCACUUUUACACAGAAAAGCUGUCUUUGAUCGCACCCAGCGAGUGCCCCCACCUCAUUCUGCAGGGGCUGGCAGGUCCGAUGGCUGCCGCCACCGCCUCCACCAUCACCAACCCCAUGGACGUGGUCCGAGCGAGGGUGCAGUGCUCAAUCUUCCUGCUGCCCUCAGUUUCUUCUUGGAUAAAAAGUCUCCAAACACAAAGAGUAAAAAAUUGGAAGGCCGCUCGUCGGUGGUGGAGACCUUCAAGCAGCUGCUGGCGGAGGAGGGCGUGUGGGCUAUGACCAAAGGGCUGUCGGCCCGCAUCAUCUCCGCCAUGCCUACGUCGGUGCUCAUUGUAGUGGGCUACGAGACCCUCAAGAGGCUCAGCCUCCGGGCAGACCUGGUCGAGUCCAGGCACUGGUGAGGAGCCUCUCGCCGCAUUUUUACCUCAUCGCAGCGUCACCACUAGGCCAAGACACUGCCAAAAAAUGUACAGACUUUAUUUUGAAAUCUCUUUAAAAAAGGACCGUAGCGUGAUUAGAAACUGCUGUUCAUUAUAUGUAUAUGAGAUUUGCAACAUUAAGUUACAACUUUUUAGACGGCAGAACCUCCAUGUGGAUCAGUUUGCUUUUUUGUGCCAAAAAGCUGCCUUGAGAGCACAGUAGAUGUCUUGAGUGCAUUCCAGUGACCAUACUUCACAAAAUAAUUUAGAAUGCACCUUUGUAAAGACAAAAACAUGUUUCAGGACACCUAAAUAGCAAAAUCACUGUUUUAUUAUAUGUGCUGCAGUUCUAAGAACUUUUAAAAAAUAUAUAUACACACACACAAACCUUCACAUUUUGUGUCUAAUUUUUACGACACAAAGCACCAGCAAGCCAACGAGCCAGAACAAGAACCACAACAAAAACGGUCUUCCGUUAAAAACGCAAGGACGCUUUUCUGUGUUUGUAUGAACUGGAUUUUUUUUUUUUUUUUUUUUAAAUAGCAGCACUUAAAUGAGGAGCAUUGAUGGACUGGUGCUGAGCUUCUCACAUAAAUCUACCGACUACCUACUGUACUGUAAUGUAUGCCGUUCUAGGAAUUUUUGCUGUAACAGUGGGUGAAUGACAUGAAUAAAACAAUCUGUACAGUG